Danio aesculapii is the source of this 2053-nucleotide messenger RNA. It is a transcript of the gene fdft1, whose product is annotated as farnesyl-diphosphate farnesyltransferase 1. Gene Ontology annotation, molecular function: squalene synthase [NAD(P)H] activity. Gene Ontology annotation, biological process: farnesyl diphosphate metabolic process; cholesterol biosynthetic process. The transcript is spliced from 7 exons. Gene Ontology annotation, cellular component: endoplasmic reticulum membrane. Lineage: Eukaryota; Metazoa; Chordata; Actinopteri; Cypriniformes; Danionidae. The coding region runs from base 146 to 1489 and encodes 447 amino acids. The record is from RefSeq and is a predicted model, not a curated record.
UGCGGGAGCGCGCAGCUGUGACGGGUGCACGCGCGUAUAACUUCCCCUCAGCGCCUAACAGGCGCUUUAAAAUAAAGUUCUGCAUGUAAACAAUAGCACGGAUUAGUUGUAAAUAGGUGCAUAGGCUGCAGGAGCUGGUUUGUUGAUGGCUGGAGUGUGCGGGAAGAGCGCGGUGUCGUUCUCCGUGCUGAAGCGGUCUCUGUGGCUGCGCUCCCCGCGGUCGGUGCUCUGUCCCGGGCGUAGCGGCGCGCUGGAGGCCCGGUUGGCGGCUCGGGCGCCACACCCGCUCCGGGCUCUCAGACACCCGGCUAAUGUGUGUUUCUCCUGCCAGGACUCCAUGAGCGACACCCUGAGAACCUGCUACGACUAUCUGAACCAGACGAGCCGGAGUUUCGCAGCGGUGAUCCAGGCCCUGGAUGGGGAGCUGCGGCAUGCGGUGUGUAUCUUCUACCUGGUUCUGCGAGCGCUGGAUACGGUGGAGGAUGAUAUGAGCAUCCCGCUGGAGCAGAAGCUGCCGCUGCUGCAGGAUUUCCACACGUUCCUCUACCAGCCUGAUUGGAGCUUUAGCCAGAGCAGAGAGAAGGACCGCCGCGUGCUGGAGGAUUUCCCCACCAUUUCAGUGGAGUUUAGGAAUUUGGGUCAGGAGUAUCAGGAGGUGAUUUCAGACAUUUGUCACCGGAUGGGUGUAGGAAUGGCUGAAUUCCUGGAGAAGAAGGUUUCUUCCAUGAAGGAGUGGGACAAGUACUGUCAUUAUGUGGCGGGGCUGGUGGGCAUCGGGCUCUCGCGGCUGUUCUCCGCAUCCCAGCUGGAGGAGCCGGAGGUGGGCCGGGACACGGAGCUGGCCAACUCUAUGGGUCUGUUCCUGCAGAAGACCAACAUCAUCAGAGACUAUCUGGAGGACCAGCAGCAGGGGAGAGCGUUCUGGCCAGAGGAGGCGUGGAGUCAGUUUGCGUCAGGUCUGGAGGAUCUGGCUCAGCCUCAGCACCUCAGCUCUGCUCUCUCCUGUCUGAAUCUGCUGGUCACUGAUGCGCUCAGACACGUGCCGGACGUCAUGCUGUAUCUGUCCCGACUGCGCAACCAGAGCGUCUUCAACUUCUGCGCUAUCCCACAGGUGAUGGCGAUCGCGACUCUUUCUGCCUGCUACAACAAUCCUCAGGUGUUUCAGGGUGUGGUGAAGAUCCGGAAGGGCCAGGCGGUGACGCUCAUGAUGCAGGCCACAAACAUGAGCGCCGUUUACAGCAUUAUAACACAGUACAGCCAUGAGAUCCUGCAGAAAGUCUCCGUCUCUGACCCGUCGAGGGAGAAGACGCUGCAGAUCCUGAGUGUGAUCCGAGAGAAGAGUGUGCGUGAGGGGUGUGCGUCGUCGCGCGCGCACCACCACAUCUCGCCAGUGUGCGUGUCUGCGGCAAUGAUCCUUGCGGCUCUCAGCUGGCAAUACCUGAACACCACAGCUGGACCAGCAGGGGGCGCCGACAUGCAGGGACACUGAAAACACACAUGAACAAACACAACACACACCUGUGUGAAGCUUUCUAGCUGGUUCACUAGAUCUCGUAAAGCAAGAUCAUAUAUUAUAUACACAUACAUGUAUGAUGUGUGUAUAAUAUAUAUGACUGACUGUUUCGUGAGAUUCACUUGAGUCAUGUCGGUUUGCGUUAGUGCAUCUGAUGGAUGUCUGAGACUCUAGAAAUUAUUCAGAAGUUGUUGUUUUUUUUGUUUAUAUCAUUUUUUCUUUUGAUUUAUUUAUAUUUUCCCCCCAUUUUAAUCAAAAUAUCUUUAAAAAUCAAGCAUGCAUGCACAGAGAUCUAUAGUUUCAGCCCAAUUUUGACAAAGACUGACUUUAAAUGUUCACAAAUAUAUAUUUAGACGUCCAAAUUAUUAUAAUAUCAAGUUUAAAAUGUCUCGUCACGUGUUAUGUUUUAUUGGGUGACACACUUGAAGCCUGUUAAGAACACGUUAAGCUCACAUUUCAUGCACAAAUCAAAGAGUAAACAAUAAAAUUUUAUAUCGAAUUUAAAUAUAAAUUAUUGUUAGUGACACUAUUUUCAAAUAU